GAACAAUACCAGUCAUAAAGCUGCCUCUUUCUUCCAGCAAGCCUCUGUUGAAAAUAUCCAAUGUUUUAGACAAAAGGCAUGGCAGGAAAAACAAAGCUUGCCAUCAAUGGGAGGAUGGUGAAACGAGGAGGUGUUGGUGGGCAAAUGUGAAAGAACUGGGCAGCCACUGGUCGGCAGGGACUUGAAGGGCCAAAUGGCCUGUUUCCAUGUUAUACAACUCUAUGACUUUGUGACUCUAGCUGUGGCCAUUUCUGAUGGAGAGCUGAAUGUCGAUGAGGUGGAUGGAAGGGGAAGUGACCAGAGUUUGAACAGCAAUGUCAGUUUGCCCAAUGUUCAGGGGAGUAUGUGCUACUCCGAGAGGUCAGUAGCCAGCUGGGCAGUUUCCUUUGAACGGCUUCUUCAGGAUCCAGUUGGUGUGAAGUACUUUACGGAGUUUUUAAAGAAGGAAUUCAGUGCAGAAAACAUAUUGUUUUGGCAAGCCUGUGAACGCUUCCAGCAGAUCCCAGCAGAUGACUUGGAACAGCUCUCACAGAUUGCUGGCGAGAUCUACAGCACAUACCUGUCCAGCAGCUCCCUCAGUCCUAUCAACAUUGACAGACAAGCACAGCUGGAGGAAGAUGUCCUUAAUGACCCUCGGUCAGAUAUGUUCAAGGCACAACAGCUUCAGAUCUUUAACCUGAUGAAGUUUGACAGCUACACCCGGUUUGUGAAGUCCCCACUUUACCAGCAGUGUGUGCUGGCAGAAGUCGAGGGUAGGCCCCUCCCUGGCAGGACCUCACUGCAAGGAAGUCAGUCCUUUGAUCAUAAGCAUGACCAGGAAGGUUCCAAAAAGCAGAAGCAGAAACUGAAGCCGGGAAAGUCCUUCAGCGGCGUUCGACAGGAGAGCUACGAUAGAAAAGGAGGAAACUUGGAAAAUAAGAUGUGGAGAAGUACAAGCAAACUAAGCCGCAGGAAAGAGAAAGGAGAUUCCUUGGGAGUGGAUUUUCCAGAGAGUAAUGGUCUCUCCCUGUCUCGCCGUGAAUCUCAGGGAUCUGUGUAUUCCACAGCCAGCAUGGAACUAGGCUAUCUCAGCUCGACUAAUUCCAAAAAUGAGAGUGAGAAAGUGAAUGCAGACAUUGAAACAGAGCAGAAGGUGAGAUACUGCUGUGUCUACCUCCCUGACAAAACUGCCUCCUUAGCGAUGGUCCGGCCUGGGUUGACCAUUCGAGACUUACUGUCUGGGGUAUGUGAAAGGCAUGGGAUUCCUCUAGCUGCCACAAGUGUUUUUCUGGCUGGAAGUGACAAGAAACCUCUUGUGCUGGAUCAAGAUAGCAUGAUCUUGUGUGACAAGGAAGUUCGUGUUGAGAAGAAAGUACUAUUUGAAUUGGAGCUUGUUCCAGCAAAUCGAAAACUUUGGGUGACAGCAAAACCUACCAAGACAGUAUGUGAGGCUUUGCAACCAUUUCUGAUGAAAUAUCACUUAAAUGCCAAGGACAUGGAGGCAAAAAUUAGUGGAGAGUCCCAGCCUCUGAAAAUGUACAACACCGUGUCUUGCCUGGAUAAUCAGCGGGUGAUCCUUGACAAGAUUAAAAACACAGCAGAAGAGAAAACGAAUUCAAAACAACCAUCUGCAUACCUUAAGCAGCAGGAGGCUCCCAUAAAUGCAAACCAAGCCUGGGAGAGCCUCCCCGUCAACCCGCAGCCCGUUAGAAGAAGUAGAGACAAGGAAACUCAUGAAGGAAGAAAGGAAAUGCACCGUAAGACUUAUGAUGUUGAAGCAUUGUUUGAGAUGUUAUCAAAAGCACAAAGUUGCCGUGUCAAUGAUCAGCGUGGCCUUCUGAAGAAGGAAGACUUGGUGCUUCCAGACUUCCUGCAGCUUCCCGAAGAGUUGGCUGAGAUCUGUCUUCACCCGCCUGAAUCAGAAACAGGGAGAGAAAAAGGUGCUGGAGAUCUAACCCAGCCCGAGGGAGGUGCAGCCGAGGGUGACCAAACUCCAGGGGUUUCAGGUGAGAAACCAGCCCCAAGAACAUCCACUUCACAGGACACACAGCUGGGAGACUCAACGGGCACCCCGACAAAUGUCUAAUGAAAGAAACAGCUCGUGUAUGUGUGCGUGUGUGGCUGGCAGAAGUCGACACAAAGCAGGACCCUCUUACACCAGCUGUCCCCCUUCUGCCCAUUCCCUCUGUUCAGUAGUGGGGGCAACGGUUGUCAGACCAGGGAGACAACCAAUUACCACCCCCCCCCCCCACCCUCGAAUCGCAAUGAUCCACACUGCUGAAGCUUUCAGCACCUUGCCAAGUGGAAUUGCAUCAACUCCCAUUCAGGUUGCAAACACCUCUUUUUCUUUAUGGUUCUAUGAUUCCAUGAACUCUACGCUCAAGGCACUUUACCUCAAACAAACUGUGAAAGAAUAAUGGUGAAUACUGAAUCAAAUCAGCCCUAUCAAAGUAAGCAAAACCUAAUGAAAGAUGCUUUGUUUCAUGACUAAUUCUGUUUAAACGUCCAGCUGUUACUACUGAGAUCUUGGGUUUGAAUAAACUGAGCUCAGAGGACUGGCUUAAAUUAUACUCCCAACCUUUUCACACCAAGAGGAAUGAACACUUGUUGGGGAGGGUCAGCUUUUACUACCGGAUACCUGGAUCAAAGAUGCAGGCACUUGACUGAUAAUUCUAACUGUUUAUGGAUCGGUUCAAAGUGACUUCAGCCAAUUCAAAAGACAUGUAUUUAUCGAAUCUCCAAUUUGUUUACAUAUAUCAUUUGUCGUUGUUGAGUCUUUGUGUACUUUUGGUUCGCAAAUCAGUUAAAGAAUGUGAGUCUCAGGGAAUUGCACUUGUCCACGACCAGGACUGAGGUUACAGUAGUUUGCAACACUGAUUGUUUGGGCAAUGAUGAAAUCAUGUUAUUUGUGGUGUGUUAAUGUUAUGUGCUAAACUGUGGUUUCCAACUUGGGUGUAUGUAAUAUGCAUGAGAAUCCCCAACAACAAUGAAAACAGUUCAUUCUGGAUAUUGUCCAAAGAAUGUUCAAACCCUCAGAGGAACACUAGCCUGUUGCUUCAGUGGGACUAUUUCAGAUGGUUUCUUUUGAAUAACUAGGCUGUAUAGUUUACUGAUCUGAAAGGAAUAUUUUUAUACUCUUGAGCCAAAACUAACUUCCUUUUCAAAUCAUGGGCAGAUAAUACAAUGUCACUCAAUAUCACAGAGUCAUACAGCAUGGAACCAGGCUAUUCUGCCCACCAUAUCAUAUAUCAGUUCUUUAUAUGCAGUUGUAGUGCAUGUAAACCUAAGAAAUAACUUGCUUAUGCUCCUAGACUUGGUGUAGGUAUGGCCUUGUAUGAAUAUUUUUGAGAGAAAUGUGUCAAUCCUGAGUGGCUGGGAUAAAUGGAGACACCAGAGAUUGCAGAGGCUGGAAUCUGGAGCAAUAAACAAUCUGCUGGAGGAACUCAGCAGGUCGAGCAGCAUCUGUGGGGGGAAAAAUUUUCCAGCGUUUUGGGUUGAAACCAUGCAUCAGGAUAGGAAGUGAGAAGAGUCAAAGGAGAAGUUGUUCAGGGUCAGAACAAGUUCAACCAGUAGGAUGAGAGUGUUGGUGGAGGGGAACUGGUUGAAUCUUCAUUGCAAAAAGAAGUAAAGAGCUUUAAGACCUUCCUGAGGAUGGAAAUGUAUAAAAACUGGACAUCCAUAGUGAAGGUGAGGCCUUGGGGGGAGAGGGAAUCAGAAGUUGUCAAAAUAGUGGAGGGCAUGCGAGGUGUCCUGGAUGAAGGUGGGAAGGGACUAGACAAGGAAGCAGGGCUUCCACCCAAAACAUCAACAAGUCUUUAUCCCUGCACAGAUGCUGCUCAACCCACUGAGUUCCUUCAGCAGUUUGUUUGCGACUGGGUUAAAGAUGGUUUGCAUAAGCUUUGCUAUGUACAGAUUUUUGCAGGACUGGUACAGCGGUUAGUGCUGCUGCCUCACAGCUCCAGAGGCCCAAGUUUGAUCCUGACCUCAGGUACUUUCUGUGCGGGUAGUGCACUCUCUCCCUGUGACGUGUGGGUUUCCUCUGGGUGCUCCAGUUUCCUCCAAAGCCCUAAAGAUUUUCUGGUAGAUCAAUUGCCCACUGUAAGUUACCCCUUAGUGUAGGUAAGUGGCAAAUGUAUCAAAGGGCUGGUGGUGGGCAAGUAAGAGAGAAUAAGUUGCAGGGUUAUGGAUAGUAAGAAAGGGAAUGGAGCUGAUGGGAUUGCUGUACUGGCAACUGGCAUGGACCCAAUGGGCUGAAUGGCCUCUGUGUUGUAAUUAUUAAGAUAGUGAGUUGUUGCCAGCAGGGUAUAUUCAAGACAGAGCAAUCAGUUUUGUAUGUUCAGGUAAUCAAGAGAUAUGGGGUUAGUGCACAGAGAUAAAAGAUUAGCAAGGCUCUUAUUAAUUGACAUGAAAGGGUUGAACCCCCUCCAUCUGGUUCCUCUUCUUACAUGUUUUGUUCUUAAUGGCAGAGGGUGACAUGAGCUAGGAAGGGCUAAGUUUAGCUAAUUUCAAUUAGUUCCCAACUCAAUUAAUCUGCGUGUCCAUAUGAGUGUGGAAGGAGGAAGAGGAAAAUACAAAUAAGGAUCAAAAUUUCACAGAAAAAUUCUCCAUAAGAUGGUUGGUAGAAGUAUGGUUGUGAGCAUUAAAUGUAGAUGGGUGAUUUGGUAUGCAUGUGUGUGUAUGUGUAUAUUUGUGUGCACAUUUUUGUACAUGUGUGCUUGUAUAUGUUUUUGCCCAACAUUUCCAUUUUUCAAAGUCUUCAUAUUUGAUUUUAUUCAUUCCCAGAAUGCAGGCAUGACUGACAACACCAAGAUUUAGUCACCAUCCCUAAUAUUUCCCCAAAUGGUGAAGGUGGAACGUCUUCAAAUAUUGUAACAUUCCCAGAUGCAGUGACCUUCUGGGGCUCCUCAAAGGGCAGUUAAGUCAGCCAAAUUUGUGUGAGACUGGAGUCACAGAUCAGCUAAUGACAGCAGGUGUCCUUCCCUGAUGAGUCAGGUUUUGUUAACAAGAGCCCAGCAAUUUUGAGGUUAUUUCACUGGUGGCAGCUUUUUAUUUGUAGAUUUUGUUCCAGUUUUAUUCUGCAUUCCUGUCAGAAACAUAUUCCGAGGAUGUUUUUUGUGACCAGAUAAUACUGGAACAUGUGAUGGUGAUGGAGAAGGAGGAAGUAUGGAGCAGCAGGAGUCACAGUGGACGGGCCCAAAUAAAGCCAACUUUUCUAUUAACCCUAAUGAUGAGACUUGGCUCGGCACAAAAACUACCACUGUCGCAGCCUGCAAUAUAUUUAUUUCUUUGGUCAUGAACAGAUUGAUUUUAAUGUCUGAGAAAGGGCUGCUUAGGUGAUGUAAUUUCCCAAGCUGUUGAUACAUGCAAUUGUAAAUAUUUUUAGUGACUGGAAUUUUAAAUGUUAUGAAAUAUUUGUAUGUUGUGAAAUGCAAUUAAAGCUGAA
This is a messenger RNA of Pristis pectinata (smalltooth sawfish), 5422 nucleotides long. RefSeq names its product regulator of G-protein signaling 14-like. Gene Ontology annotation, biological process: signal transduction. Gene Ontology annotation, molecular function: GTPase activator activity. Lineage: Eukaryota; Metazoa; Chordata; Chondrichthyes; Rhinopristiformes; Pristidae. The transcript is spliced from 16 exons. The coding region runs from base 194 to 2065 and encodes 623 amino acids. The record is from RefSeq and is a predicted model, not a curated record.